GGGCCUAUUUUAGAGAGCCAUUCACAUGAGGCAGCAGAAACCAUAAAUCAAUCAUUCAAAAUCAUAAACCGAUUUUUCCUGCACGACAUCACUGCUACACUUUCACACUCUCUGAUUGGCUUCUCUUUUUAAAGCAGUACUCAGAACAGCCAUGUCUGAGGGGUGAGUCUGUAACUGUCACACUCUGUGCCUUUCAAUCAAUCACACAACUAUGUUGGCUCCCCAGCAGUACUCAUAAACCAGAACAGCCAUGUCUGAGGGACCGAAAAAGACAAAGUACUCAGCGACUCGCAGGUUACUGCUGAAGCAAAAACUGCUGAAGAAAGCUGGGGUCUUGCUGGUCCAGGAGCAAAGCAACAAGGUGACGGAGAGGGAAAGCACCUUGAGCGAGAGAGUACCACCUCUGAAACUCUCCGGCCUAUCUGUGCAAGAGCUUCAGGAGCUCUGUAAGGAACUGCACAGGAAAUGUGACACAGUGGAUGAGGCACGAUACGAUAUCGAAGCAAAAGUCCUGAAGAAUGAGAAAGAGCUCGUGGACCUGAAUGCAAAGAUCAACGAGCUGAAAGGGGGGAAGAGACCUAACCUCAAGAAGGUCAAGAAGUCUGCCGACGCUAUGCUGGGGGCUCUGACUGAGGCCAAACUCAGCUCCAAGGCGGACUUCAAGUCCAACCUGAAGACAGUCAAGAAGGACAAGAAGGAAGAGGAGAAAGUGGACCCAGGUGACUGGCGGAAGAAUGUGGAGUCCAUGUCUGGAAUGGAGGGAAGAAAGAAGCUUUUCAAUAGCUAAAACAGUUACAAAUGCACGGGCUCUGUUGAGAUCUACGGCUGCAUUGCCUGAUUGUUUACUCAUUUUUAUUUAGAAUUUUCCCGGAAAAUAUAUAUUUUUUGCAGUGAGAUUGUGUUUUGGGGGAAAGUAUGAAGUGUGAGGUAUUUUAACCUAAAGACUGAGGGAACUAUAAAGACUGUGAGAACUAAUCAAUAUUUUUAUUAAAAACUAUUUGGUGUGGGCUACAUGAUUUUGAUUCCUAUCAUGAGAAAAUAGUCAAAUGUGGAACAACCUAAUAAUACUCAUCAUAUUAGUUCAUUUUGUAAAUAUUCAAUUCCAGUGUAUUAAAACACCAAUUAUUCUGUUUUGGUUUAUCUGCCAAUAGCUAUGAUUUAAAAAAAUAUGAUGAAGUUGGUUCUCUUUUAUGUUGUUUACUUUUGCCAUAAUGCAAUAUGAAAAUCUUAAAAACACAUACAGUGUAGAUGCUGUUAAUUACAUGGAUAAGGCCACUCAAUGUGUCAUGUUGGAUUUUCAAGAGCAGUUCUCCUUUCAGACUGUGGGUGCCACUAUAGACAAGCUAUUGUACUAUUUAACCAAGGUUGCCAUUUUCACCUCUGUCACUUCAGUUCAAUCCUAUCACCACUAGGGUGUGUUAUAGCAUUACCCUUUCAUUUAAAAGUUGACCUGUGGGUGGUUUGUGCUUACAAAUGACACCUGGGCGUAUCAUUCACUACCACUGAUCUCUGGUUAUCAAUGGCAAAGUCAGUAAUCAUCUUGAUGAUCAAAAUCUCCCCUGGCCCAAAGACUACUAGCAAAGAAAGGAGACGUUUGAAUCGUCGUGUAGUUCCGGUGAAUUAUACCAAUAAAGAGAACGAAACUGGUUGAAUUCAGCAGACAUAAACAUAAGCUGGCUAGAGGAAGGGAAAGGCAGUAUGGAACAAGGCAUCCUCCCUGCAGAUCAUUACAGAUGGUACAGAGACACACAUAGGUGAGUAACCUGCCAUCGGGCUUCAAAGGGUGGGGGAAGUCAAGCAGCACGCGUCUGCAAAUAUGCAUUCAUUUUUAUAGGGCAGUGAUGUGUUACAGUUUUUUUUCUGUGAUAAAGGACAGCUACUGUCCCUAACCCUUUCCACAGCUCUCUUUGGCAUGAGACACGUUUGCUUGUGCUGGUAGGAAAAUGGUCGAGGCAAAUGUGAUGAGAGUAAACAUUUACAAUGUCUGACAAGGGCUCUAAAACUAUAAACAUGCGGUAUCCCAUUUUUUUGUGGGAGACAGAGACACUCUAUCCAUUUCGUUUCUAUUUACUGUACAAUGUGAUUCUUUGGGUUGCUGAUACUCCUCUAAUAAAGUCGUCUUUACGUUUUAUGAUUA
Messenger RNA from Oncorhynchus gorbuscha (pink salmon), 2137 nucleotides. RefSeq names its product troponin I, slow skeletal muscle-like. The transcript is spliced from 8 exons. The record is from RefSeq and is a predicted model, not a curated record. Gene Ontology annotation, cellular component: troponin complex. Gene Ontology annotation, biological process: muscle contraction. Bases 251 to 787 code for a protein of 178 amino acids. Lineage: Eukaryota; Metazoa; Chordata; Actinopteri; Salmoniformes; Salmonidae.